AUGGUAGCAAGUUGCAAAGAUCAGUUGAAGCAGGUUGCCAUAUGCCUUCAGAGGUCUCCAUGUGUGAUGAUUGAGAGGAAUACUCCAAAAGAUUGCAUUACAGACCCUGUCAAGGCAAAAGAUCUACCAGAACUUUGCAAAGCCCAAUUGUCAACCUUUUUAGAAUGCAAGAGAGGUAUUGUUGACAUGCGGAAGCGGAUAAGGGGAAAUGCACCGUUAAGUACUGGAAAGUACGAUGAACAAUACGAGAAGCUUAGCACUGGUGAUUUUGAUCCAAGGGAAGAAAUGCAAAAAUUGGACAGUUUGAACACUCAUAAUGAAAGAUAG
Messenger RNA from Komagataella phaffii GS115, 327 nucleotides. Its product is annotated as Protein required for assembly of cytochrome c oxidase. Bases 1 to 327 code for a protein of 108 amino acids. The record is from RefSeq and is a predicted model, not a curated record. The transcript is spliced from 2 exons. NCBI's taxonomy places the organism in Eukaryota, Fungi, Ascomycota, Pichiomycetes, Pichiales, Pichiaceae. Gene Ontology annotation, biological process: mitochondrial respiratory chain complex IV assembly. Gene Ontology annotation, cellular component: mitochondrion.